Messenger RNA from Diaporthe amygdali, 1050 nucleotides. Its product is annotated as tp-binding domain 1 family member b. The record is from RefSeq and is a predicted model, not a curated record. The transcript has 3 exons. Lineage: Eukaryota; Fungi; Ascomycota; Sordariomycetes; Diaporthales; Diaporthaceae. Bases 1 to 1050 code for a protein of 349 amino acids. Gene Ontology annotation, molecular function: GTPase activity. Gene Ontology annotation, cellular component: cytoplasm.
AUGCCAUUUGCACAGCUCGUCCUGGGCAGCCCGGGUGCGGGGAAGAGUACAUAUUGUGACGGCAUGCACCAGUUCAUGGGCGCAAUAGGCAGACAAUGCUCAGUUGUUAAUCUCGACCCUGCAAACGACAAGACGAGUUACCCAUGCGCCCUAGAUAUCCGCGAUCUCGUUACGUUGGAGGAGAUUAUGGGCAGCGAUAACCUGGGGCCGAACGGCGGAGUUCUCUAUGCCCUCGAGGAGCUGGAGCACAACUUUGAGUGGCUUGAGGAAGGCUUAAAAGAGUUGGGUGACGAGUACAUUCUGUUCGACUGUCCAGGUCAGGUCGAGCUGUAUACGCAUCACAACUCGUUGCGCAACAUCUUCUUCAAGCUUCAGAAGAUGGGAUUUAGGAUGGUCGUUUUGCACCUCUCGGACAGCUUCUGCUUGACUCAACCCUCUCUCUACCUCUCGAACCUCCUGCUCGCGCUCCGAGCCAUGCUGCAAAUGGACCUUCCGCACAUCAAUGUCCUCACCAAGAUCGACAAGGUAUCAUCGUAUGACCCGCUGCCGUUCAACCUCGACUUCUAUACGGAAGUACAAGACCUGUCGUAUCUCCUGCCGAGUCUCGAAGAAGAGUCGCCUGCUCUGCGAAGUGAAAAGUUUAGGGCCCUCAACGAAGCAGUUGCAAACUUGGUAGAAAGCUUUUCGUUAGUUCAUUUCGAGGUUCUGGCGGUUGAGAACAAGAAGAGCAUGAUGCACCUCCUGAAAGUGAUCGACCGAGCGGGCGGGUAUGUUUUUGGAAGCGCUGAGGGAGCCAACGACACCGUCUGGCAGGUUGCGAUGAGGAACGAACCGUCCAUGCUCGACGUCCAGGACAUCCAAGAACGAUGGGUUGACCAGAAGGAUGAGUACGAUGCUGCUGAGGCCAAGACAGAGGAAGAGCAGGCCAAGAUUAGAGAAGAGCAGGCGGGCGCAACCGGUCGUACCGGUGCAGGGGACGAUGAUUUCGAUGACAUGCCCAUGCCGUUGCCUUCAGACCUAGGCGUCAAAGUGACCCGUAAAAAGAAAUGA